AUGAACAGAGCUGCUGCUUUGAGGGCUUUGGAUGGAGCUGGUUUGAUAAGAACUGUUGCAGGUCUUUUUGGCCAGGGAGAAGAAGACACAGAAGCAGCAGCAGAAGAGCAGCAGCAGCAGUCGCUGGAGGAGACGGAGCAAAGCGAGGCUGAGUCGGAGUUGCGUGAGACAGCAGCAGUGCAGCGGUGGCAGCAAAUGCUGUUUUUCAUUUCGAGGCCCCCGGGGCCCCACUUGCCCCCCGAGGGGGGCCCCAUUAACCCGCAGCAGCAGCAGCAGCAGCAGCAGCAGCAGCAGCGGGAGCAGCGGCUGUUCUCGGCGUUUGCGCCCAGCAGGCAGCAAAGCCAAGCGGCAGCAAAUCAGCAAAAUUGUCCUAUUCUUUGUGUUUCUUCUGCUGCUGUUGAUGCUGACGACGAGGUGCUGCUGCAGCUACAGCAGGCGCUGCAAUGCUUCGCCCUCACCCCCAGCAGCAGCAGCAGCAGCAGCAGCAGGAAGCUGCAGCUGCAGCUGUGCAGCUUGCUGAAGCUGCGGUCUCCCAUUCCAGCAGGGGAUCCAGCAGCAGCAGCAGCAGCAGCAAAAGCCGCAGGCGGCAGCACGCGUGCUGCUGCUGCAGAUGCAGCAGAAGCUGCUGCAGGGAAGAAGCUGCCACACAGCGCAAAAACAGCAGCAGCAGCAGCACAGCAGCUGGAGGAAGAGCGCGCUGCUGCUGCUGUAGCCCUUAUGUGUCUCCGCCGCCUCCACGAGCCUCCCUCCCGCGCAGCGCAGCAGCAGCAGCAGCAGCAGCGGCAGCAGCAGCAGCAGCAGAAACAAGAUCAAGGUGCUGAUGCAGCAGCAGCAGAACAAGGGAUAACUGCAGCGCCAACAGCAACACCUUCGCCAGCCAGCGAUGCCCAUAAAAAGAAGCAGCAAGCAGCAGCGGCAGCAGCAGCAGCAGCAGCGCCGCCACUAUGA
Eimeria tenella is the source of this 948-nucleotide messenger RNA. RefSeq lists its product as uncharacterized. Bases 1 to 948 code for a protein of 315 amino acids. NCBI's taxonomy places the organism in Eukaryota, Apicomplexa, Conoidasida, Eucoccidiorida, Eimeriidae. The transcript is spliced from 3 exons. The record is from RefSeq and is a predicted model, not a curated record.